UUUGUCCCAAACACAAGAACAAAUCUACUUUUUCUCGUUCUUGUUUCUUCUCUUCUUCCUUUCUUCCACUUUUGUAGUAUUUUUGGAAAGGGAAAAUGGCGGGUGAGCAAAUGAAGCCUGUGGCCUCUCUACUUCUUGUACUCAAUUUCUGCAUGUAUGUGAUUGUUCUAGGGAUUGGAGGAUGGGCCAUGAACCGAGCCAUCGACCGUGGAUUCGAAAUUGGCCCUGAUUUCAAUCUUCCAGCACAUUUCGCCCCAAUUUAUUUUCCUAUGGGAAACGCUGCAACAGGUUUCUUUGUGACAUUCGCGUUGCUUGCGGGAGUAGUUGGUGGAGCUUCCACAAUCUCUGGCCUUACACACAUUCGUUCGUGGACCGUGGGAAGCUUACCAGCUGCAGCCAUGGCCGCAACUAUUGCAUGGACCCUCACAGUCCUUGCCAUGGGAUUCGCCUGGAAAGAAAUCGAGUUUCAAGUGCGAAAUGCAAAACUGAGAACCAUGGAGGCGUUCUUGAUCAUACUCUCUGUCACACAGCUUCUUUACAUCGCUGCUGUUCACGGCGUGAAGAAACCUACUUAAGAAAUAAUGUUCUUUCGGGUUUCUUUCUACUUUUCAAGUCAAACUAGGGAUUGAGUGUGGGAAUGUUUGUUUGUCUGAUGAUAUUUUCAUAGGAAGUUGAAGUAAAGCUUAAGUUAAAUUCAUGCAUUCUUUCUGUACAAAAGGAUCAGAUCUUGAUUUGUGUGUGUGUAUCACUUUGUGUUCAUGGAAUAAAAUCAAACUUUGAGGCUUGAAAUGGAUCGCACUUCUACAUGUGUCUAAUGAAAUACACAGGAUAUAAACGACAAUUGUGGGAACUGAUAAAAAUAGAGCUAUGUUGCUAAAAGCCGCCCACAUUAUUAUCUAUCAAAGAUAAUGUACAAAGAGUACGGACCACCGUAAGUUCUGCUUUUUCAGUUGUCUUUGAGCUUUGGCUGUCAUAAUAAGCGUCCAGCCUUAUCUAACUCCUGCUCGUCAGCAGCUCAAGCAGAGAAUACAUGUUAAUGACACGGGUUAUAACAUAAUAGGCAAUGUUGCCAAAGAUACACAACAAAAGGAUUUGAUUUCCGAGAGAGUGGAGAGAAACUAGAAGAAUCUGAUCCUUUUACUGGUGGGAAAAUGUUAGGAGAUGAGUUUACGCUAACUGCUAUUUCUACAAGAUUUUGUGACAAUCCAAACAAAUAACAUUAAAGUAGCUAAUAGCUAUUAAGAAUUGCAUUGGCAUAUGAACUUCAGAUUCCUGCCACACUAUAAUCUAUAGAUGUAGACUUCUUGGUGUUAACUUGACUAAGCACGAGUUGUGUGUUUUAAAUAGCUUGGCAUUGGACAUUAGUUCUACACAAUUUCAGUAACAAAUAUAGAAUAAUAACAAGAACAACAAUGAAAUAAUUGGAAAAGCCUCUCGGAGAAAGUUUUUAAAGUGGAUA
This is a messenger RNA of Brassica oleracea var. oleracea, 1459 nucleotides long. RefSeq lists its product as uncharacterized. The coding region runs from base 96 to 575 and encodes 159 amino acids. Lineage: Eukaryota; Viridiplantae; Streptophyta; Magnoliopsida; Brassicales; Brassicaceae. The transcript has 4 exons. The record is from RefSeq and is a predicted model, not a curated record.